Pleuronectes platessa (European plaice) is the source of this 2263-nucleotide messenger RNA. Its product is annotated as trypsin-3. Bases 205 to 999 code for a protein of 264 amino acids. The transcript has 5 exons. Lineage: Eukaryota; Metazoa; Chordata; Actinopteri; Pleuronectiformes; Pleuronectidae. The record is from RefSeq and is a predicted model, not a curated record. Gene Ontology annotation, biological process: proteolysis. Gene Ontology annotation, molecular function: serine-type endopeptidase activity.
AACAAUGGAGGGGGGGUAAAGACAGGGGGCUGUGCCGAAGAAGCUUCAAUUAUAUAUCUGUCCGGGACAAGGAGGUGACCAUGGGAACGGAAAUAAGAACUAUAAGAAACCUGAGAGUGCAGGUGUGAUGCCUUCGAGUUGAGAUAAGACAAGGAGCGCACAGGAGAAGCCUCUCACUGAGGCUGCUGCUCCCUUUGUCUCACCAUGGACCUGCCAUCCUUACUGCUGUGUAUACUGGUGGAGUUACUGGCUGUGAAUUGUUUAGACAUGGCAGAGGAGCGAAUAGUGGGCGGAUACGCACCGGUCCCACAUUCAAUCAAGUACAUUGUGUCGCUACAGACCACGGACCGCCAGCACAUCUGCGGGGGCACCUUGAUAAACAAGUACUGGGUGAUCACAGCGGCGCACUGUAACAUCGGGGUCGACAAAAUGAUGGUUGUAGCAGGAGACUACUCUCUGAGCAUCUAUGAGGGCACAGAGCAGGAAAUCCUGCCCCAGUUUCUGGUGCCCCACCCUGAGCAUGACGCCCUCAACAACAACAAUGACAUUAUGCUUGUUAAGCUGAGGGCCCCGGUCUAUCUGAACAGCUACGUCUCCAUCGCUCUGCUGCCCAAGCAGGACGCCUCCGUAGCGGAGGGACGGAUGUGCCGGGUGUCGGGUUGGGGAUACACCAGCUCCAGCGGAGGCCAGAUCCCCUCGACCCUCCGCACCGUCAAGAUCCCCGUCGUCUCCACGGAGAAGUGCAACAGCACGGAGUCCUUUUCCGGCACCAUCACAGAAACCAUGCUCUGUGCUGGUUUCAGCAAUGGUGGAAAAGAUGCCUGCAUGGGGGACUCUGGGGGCCCGCUGGUGUGUGAAGGGCGGCUCUACGGCGUGGUGUCCUGGGGGAGAGGGUGUGCCGAGGCCGGGUUCCCUGGAGUCUACACUGCCGUGUCCAAGUACCGCAGGUGGAUAGACGAGACCAUCUCCAGCUACUACGGCCGGUGUGACAACAACUAGGACGCAUCGUUGAAGAGACAAAGACAAAACACUCGGCAGAGACUGGAGGUUCUUCGGCUUGAUUUGAUGUGUGUCGUAUGUUCUCUUCAUCGUUUGUGCACGUUUGAUUUUAUGUUCAUGCGCUGAAGGAAUCGUUGAAACAUUUUUGGGAAACACAAUAAUUCACGUUCACGAUCAAGAGUUAAAUGAGAAGGUCGGGACCACUCGAUCAGCUAGCAGAGGUUUAGCGUAGCUUAGCAUAAGUCAAGAAACAGCUAAUAAGAUCUCGACCAGCAGCUCUGGAGUAUGCAAAUUAAAUUACCACACGGAAUGUGUUUCAUAGUUUAAAACCCAAAGUGACGACUUGACCAAAAGCGAUGUAUGAACUCUGCCUCCUCCAUGUUAGUGGAUUGGUCAAACUUAAACAAACUUAAAGUACACGUGAAUUAGAUGGUUUCUGUUAUUUGGGGUUUUUCAAGUGAUAAUUAUUCUGUAUAGUUUGGUUUUAAUUAGUUAUUUGAUGAUACGCAUUUUGGUCUCACUUUUGUACAGUUUACUUUGUCUAUGAUAAAAACAUAGAUUUAUGACUACAGGGUCAUGCCGGUGCUAAGCUAAGCAAACUCUCCAUCUCCAAGUGGAAUCAACUUUCUCGUCUUUGUGUCGCUCUAGAAAGUGAAAAAGCUAAUUUCCCAUCUUGUCCAACGAUUCCUUCAGGUUCACAAGCUUGAAUAUUUAUCGUUUUCUGUUGUUCAUCUAUUUAAAACGUUACAAAAACAAAACAUGAUGCUUAAUCUUAAACAGGGUAUAUAUUGACCACAUUACCACAACAUCAGGACAGAGGUGCCAUAUCGCUGCUUCAAGUGCUCACAAUCAGAGCACUCACAAAGAACCAGGUCCAACUGGUGCUACCACUGCAAUCAUAUGAGUCCAGUACAUUAUACAAAUAAUAAAAGAUUUGAAUUGAAGAUGAAAAUAAUGAAUCAUUGAAUGAGCUGAUGGGUAACUUUUGUUGUUUUUGUGGGUUUGUUUGUUUUUAUUUUGAACCCACUCUGAUAAUAGUGCACGCAGACAUGAAUGAUACACGGAUGGAUUGAUUUAUCCCUCAGACUCGUUUAAUCAAUAAAAAAGCCAUUAAAGAAUCAAUCUGAACUCUGUUAAUAAUAAUUCAAUAAUUAAGAAGCUGUUUGUCGUAGGUGAAUGAUUUCUGCCAAUUUCCCAUGGUUUAUCUGUGGACUCGUUUUCUCAUAAACCCGGCACUUUGCAAGAAGCACCUUUCAGUGUGAGU